Molecule: messenger RNA, 2403 nt
Organism: Chaetomium strumarium
Lineage: Eukaryota; Fungi; Ascomycota; Sordariomycetes; Sordariales; Chaetomiaceae
Exons: 2
Coding region: 332-2053 (573 amino acids)
Source: RefSeq, a predicted model, not a curated record
GGAAGAGCGCAUCAGAGAGCCCACCCCUGCUCAUCCGAUGAACCCCUGUUCGCGGUUGCAGAAGCCUGCUAUGGAUCCGGCCUCUUUUACCUCCGUAUUCCCAUGUGGCUCCGCGACACUGUGCCUCGCGCUCAUUUUUUGCAUUGAAGUGCUCGUCUGAGCUUAGGACUACUGCCAUCGACGACACGUCACGGUCCUGGAUAUUCCCCUAAAGUGAUUCCCGUCUGGCAUCGAGCGGCAGGAGUUCGGGUACCGUGGGCGUACAGGUUUCAUGUCGCUCCGGCGCAUUCUGGAAGUCUGAGCGGCCGGAACGGCACUCCCAACCGCGACAAUGAGGACUGACUUCUUCGAGUGCCUUCCUCGGCCGACGGCGCUUCUCCUCUUGUCCAGCUUACUCGAGCUGACGAGCGCCUAUGCAUUAUUCAAGGUGCCCAGGCAGACGCCAGCACCAACAAUAACCAUACCGUAUCGACCCCUCAACGUCGUCUCAUGGCCAAUCCAGCCUACCCCGCCACCUGGGAAUCGAUUUGCUCUGCAUCGUCGGCAGGGGAACACGGUGUGCGGAUACAUCGGAGGUGAUUCUGCUCUUCCCGCAACAUGUGGCGCUGGGUCCCAUUGCGUGUUAGACACAGAGCAUAACGUGGUAGGCUGCUGCCCUGACGGCGCGCCCUCGUGCACGGCCGGUGUCUUCACGGGGUGCGUGGAUGGAAACAGCGGCCCUCAGACCGAGGUGAAUCCGUACGUUUACAGUUGCACGGGUGGCAAUGUCUGCUAUAAGAACGUCUUCGAGGGCGGCUUCUCCCAGUUUGGUUGCGGGACGGCGAGCGAUCUGGCCGCCACGGUGAUGAACAGCGCGAGUGGGAUCACUACCGCCCUCACUCGUCCCACCGUCAGCGUCUCGUACACACAGAGUAUCAGCACCCUCAGCGAGCCCACAACACUGGGCACUAUCACUAGCAAGUCUAUCUCCAGCGAAUCAUCAACGUCAUCAUCGUCAUCAGCUACCUCUUCAUCCCUAUCGACAUCAACCGUCGUUGCCAACUCAGCGGCCACGUCUUCCUCAGCGGCCGCUGCGUCAACCGACUCCGGCCCUCGCACGGGCGCGAUAGUCGGCGGCACGAUCGGCGGCCUAGCCGUUCUGAUCGCCCUCGUCGCGCUCGCCUUCUUCUUCCUCCGACGGCGCAAUGCCAACGUGCGCCAAGGGCCCGGACCAGGAGGCGUCCGCGGCAAACACAUCAGCUCACCCAUGGGAAUCGGCGGCACAGGCUUCUCAGCUCUCGCGCAGGACCACGACGCCUUCGAGACCGGACCGGGACCCGCCGCCGCCGGCGCGUACAACCACCCGCCUGAGAUGACCACCACCACCACCGCAUACGCAGGAGCAGGCCCGGCCUCACCCCCGCCAGCCGCUCUCGCACACCGCAGCAUGCUCCCGCCCAUCACCACCGGCCCGCCCAUUGCCACCCAGAUGGAAGUCUCACCCGUCAACGACGACCCCCUCGACCCGGACAACGACCGCUCUCCGUUCGCCUACGCCGGCGCGGUCUCGGCGGGCGCCGCCUCGAUCUCGUCCUACCCGCCCUCCUCCAGCGGCGGGAUCACGACGGCCAGCAACGCGGUCAGCGAUGCCCCCGCUGGCGGGCUCUACUACCCGGGCCAGUACCCGGCCUACCCGGCCGCGUACGCGGGCGGGUCCGGGCUGAUGAUGGGCAUGAACCCGCUGCUGGUCCCGGCUAAUGGCCAGAGGCAGCUGGAGAGCGACCAGGUGCCGCUCACGAGGGAGAUUGAUGACUUCUCGCAGGGGUUCCAUGCCGCGCUGGGGAGGAUAGGGGAGGAGGACGAGGAGGAGGGGCAGGAGACGCCGUAUAAGGACCAUGUCGCUUCCUCCGGGGCAGGACAGGGUCAGCAGCAGCAGGAGGGCGCGGUUGGUGGGCAAGGAGGAGGAGACCACGGGGGUGGGACGCAUGACAGUUCCGGCUCGGCGACGUCGGCGCUGUCCAAGCCGCUUUGGCAACAGAACCGGCGGCAGAGUCGGAAUCUAAUGUGGAUGUGAGGCAAGUUUACCUUACUGGAUGAGGAGGGAAGCGGGGGUCUAGCCGUGAGUAUACGAUGUCAUGCCCCCCUUCUUUGCUGCUCUGUGGCGUUUGUGGAGCGGUUCUCCCGGGUUAUUGAUCGAGAGCCAGCGGCGUUGGGCACUGCAUUUUUCUGGGACACGGAGCAUCCGGUCUGGCUUUUUGUUUGGCUGGUCGACCAUCACAUGAUGCUUUGGACAGCACGUAAUAUGCUAGAGUGCUUGUACAUCCAUAGUCGGUUCGUGUGGAAUAGAAGUAGAAAGCAUUCGUCUGUACAGCCACGCACAACCUCGCAUCACCGGGGUGAGACGAUCCUUCUUCCCGACGACCU